Oncorhynchus keta (chum salmon) is the source of this 2550-nucleotide messenger RNA. RefSeq names its product calpain-2 catalytic subunit-like. Gene Ontology annotation, molecular function: calcium ion binding; calcium-dependent cysteine-type endopeptidase activity. The record is from RefSeq and is a predicted model, not a curated record. NCBI's taxonomy places the organism in Eukaryota, Metazoa, Chordata, Actinopteri, Salmoniformes, Salmonidae. Gene Ontology annotation, biological process: proteolysis. Gene Ontology annotation, cellular component: cytoplasm. The transcript is spliced from 21 exons. Bases 79 to 2175 code for a protein of 698 amino acids.
GGAGAGUCACAGCAAAACUUUCCAUUAACAUCUGUAGAUUUUUUGGUGAUAACGACGUUGUACAGCAUCUCACUGAUAAUGUCUGGAAUGGCGUCUAACCUAGCUAAAAAGCGGGCAUUGGCUGCAGGGUUUGGCACUAAUGCUAAUGCGGUGAAAUAUCUCAAUCAGGAUUUUGAAGCGCUUAGGGCGCAAUGUUUAAGUCGUGGAGGGCUAUUCUCGGAUCCAACUUUCCCAGCCGCACCCGAAUCUUUGGGCUUUAAUGAACUCGGACCAGGCUCGUACAAAACUAGAGCAGUGCAAUGGAAAAGGCCAGGAGAGUUGUGCUCAAGUCCAGAGUUCAUUGUUGGAGGAGCCACCAGAACAGACAUCUGUCAAGGAGCUCUAGGUGACUGUUGGCUUUUAGCUGCCAUUGCCUCUUUGACACUCAAUGAAGAUGUCAUGGCUAGAGUGGUCCCCGUUGGACAGAGCUUUGGAGAAAGUUACGCUGGCAUUUUUCAUUUUCAGUUUUGGCAGUUUGGGGAGUGGGUGGAUGUUGUCAUUGAUGACAGGCUGCCCACAAAAGAUGGAGAGCUGCUGUUUGUUCACUCAGCUGAGGGCUCAGAGUUCUGGAGUGCACUACUGGAGAAGGCCUACGCUAAGGUGAAUGGCUGCUACGAGGCCCUGUCUGGGGGCUCCACCACUGAGGGCUUUGAGGACUUCACUGGGGGCAUUGCAGAGAACUACGACCUGAGGAAACCCCCUCCGAACAUGUUCCAGAUUAUUAAGAAGGCAAUUGAGUCAGGGGCUCUGCUUGGCUGCUCCAUUGACAUAACCAGCGCCGCUGAUUCUGAGGCAGUCACACGACAGAAGCUGGUGAAAGGGCAUGCCUACUCCCUAACAGGGGCUGUUGAGGUGACCUAUCGUGGCCGUAAGGAGAAGCUGAUCAGGAUACGUAACCCUUGGGGUCAAGUGGAGUGGACAGGGGCUUGGAGUGACAGCUCCUCAGAGUGGAACUCCGUUGAUGAUUCAGAGCGCCAGAACGUCAAAGCUGACGAUGGAGAAUUCUGGAUGUCAUUUACAGAGUUCCUGCGGCAUUACUCUCGCAUAGAGAUUUGCACUCUGACCCCAGAUACACUAACGGAUGACUCUGUGAAGCACUGGAGUGUGUGUAACUAUGAUGGUAGCUGGAGGAAGGGUUCCACUGCUGGGGGGUGCAGGAACCACGCCUACACCUUCUGGAUGAACCCCCAGUUUGUGAUCAGGCUGGAUGAGGAGGACGAUGACCCUGAUGAUAACGAGGUGGGCUGCAGCUUUGUGGUGGGCCUGAUCCAGAAGAACCGGCGCCGGCUGAGGAAAGUAGGCGAAGACAUGCACACCAUUGGCUUUGCCAUCUAUGAGGUUCCAUCACAGUUUCAUGGUCAGAGGGAGGUUCACCUGGACAAGAAUUAUUUCCUGACACAUGCUCAAAAGGCCCGGUCUGAGAGCUUCGUCAACCUUCGGGAGGUUAGCACCCGCUUCAAAAUGCCCCCCGGGGAGUACCUCAUUGUGCCCUCCACCUUCGAGCCGCACCUAAAUGGUGACUUCUGCAUCCGUGUUUUCUCAGAGAAGCAGACUGAGACUCGACCAUGUGACGAUCCUGUCAAGGCAGAUUUAGAUGACGAGACUGUAUCUGAUGCUGAAGUCGACGCAGGAUUUAGAGGCUUGUUUACAAAGCUUGCAGGAGAUGACAUGGAGAUCUCUGCAGCAGAGCUGAAAACCAUCAUGAAUAAGAUUGUCUCCAAACGAACUGACAUCAAAACAGAUGGCUUCAGUCUUGAAACCUGUAGAAUCAUGGUCAACCUCAUGGAUGACAGUGGGAAUGGAAAAUUGGGACUUGGGGAAUUCGCUACUCUGUGGAAGAAAGUGCAGAAAUACCUGGGUAUCUAUAAGAAGAAUGACAUGGACAAUUCAGGCACCAUGAGUACUCCAGAGAUGCGUAUGGCCCUGAAAGAAGCAGGCUUCACUUUGAACAAUGGCAUUUAUCAGAUCCUCGUGGCUCGCUACGCUGAGCCAGACAUGACCAUCGACUUUGAUAACUUUGUGGCCUGCCUUAUGCGUCUGGAUAUGAUGUUCAGAGUCUUUAUGAAGAUUGAUGCUCAUGACAGUGGCUCCAUUGAGCUCAACUUCCAUCAGUGGCUAACAUUUACGAUGAUCUAGAAGACCCCUGUUCAUUCCGAAGAAAAAUGUGCAAGUUAAAAAAAAACAAGUAUUAAAUUCAUUAUUUAAUGGAAUUUUUUAGAUUUUUAUGUCACAUUUUUGUAUGUAUUUUAUUCACUGCUGCAUGGUAUUGUGUAUUCGGUUAAACAUUACUAGCUGUGGUAUGAUAUUACUGUGGUAUAUUUCAUGUGAUUGUCAUUCUGUAAGAGGAACAAGGAAAUAUUUGUUCGCAAACCACUGUAAUCUGUUUCCUUUUUUAUUAGAAAAUAUGCCUUGUAGAAAUUGUCAAAUUGCUUUUUAUUUUGGCCUGUUUUAUGGAAUGUCCACAUGGAAUUCCAUGCAAUGCUCAAAUAAAGAUUUCUUAUAUUCUAAUAA